Molecule: messenger RNA, 1538 nt
Organism: Osmia lignaria (orchard mason bee)
Lineage: Eukaryota; Metazoa; Arthropoda; Insecta; Hymenoptera; Megachilidae
Product: ras-related and estrogen-regulated growth inhibitor
Molecular function (GO): GTPase activity; GTP binding
Source: RefSeq, a predicted model, not a curated record
CAAAAGAGAAUGGGGAGAGACAGUCGGUCGGAGACCAAGAAGCGAGUCGGAUCACGCAACGGAACCACUAUAUUGUCAGGAAACACGUGAUUCUCGCCAUGCGAAACUAGAUCGACUAGUCGGUUCCGUGGAUUCCCGAUAUCGAUCCCUUCCGCUCCGUUUCCCUCGAUUGUAUUCGGACAGGUAGCCGUUCGCGUUCGAUAACAGAUAAUAGGAGGAACGGUAUCGCGUCGCGAAUUCACCUAACUUUGAUACUCGCUUACGUUCACCACAGGCCGUUAUGUUCGCCGGGCUAACGAGCUGAUAGAAAGUGUUUCGAGGAAUGCUGAGAGAGAGAUACAACGGCGCGUUCUAACCGACUGUGACAAAUGCGCGGAGCAUGACGUCAAAUGCGAUCAGAGGUAUUCGAAGAAAGAAGAGUUCGCUAUGCGAGGUAAAAGUGGCUGUUAUCGGGGCGCCAGGAGUUGGGAAAAGUGCAUUGACAGUGAGAUUUCUAACAAGGAGGUACAUCGGGGAAUAUGAUCACCAGUCAGAAAACAGAUACAAGCACGAGGUGUUGGUGGACGGUGAACCGAUACUAUUUGAAAUUUUAGACACUUGCCCGAAGAGCGAAGAUGAAUUACCAUCCACGGAAACUCUACAAUGGGCUGACGGAUUGCUUUUGGUCUAUUCGAUAACCGACCGAGGUUCCUUCAAUUUUGUUCGAAAAGCGAAGGAAACACUGGCGGUGGCUGAUCCGGAGGCUACGAUGCCUCUUGCUUUAGUUGGAAACAAAGCCGAUAUGGUUCAUUUGAGGCAAGUUAGCACCGAGGAGGGAGAAAUACUCGCGAAGGACUUCGAAUGCUGGUUCAGUGAAGUAUCCGCCGCGGAACAGGUAACUCAAGUUGCCGAAUCGUUUCACGAACUGUGCCGAGAAGUUUUGGCUGCCAGGAGGAGGAACAAGCAAUCGUUAUUGGAUAGGAUGCUCGGUAGCAAAGCGACCCGUGCUUAUUCCCGGGGGAAAAGCGAUUCUGCACUUCCGAAAGAUUAAUUUCUAUACGCGGAGUCUUUCUAAGAAACAUUUUUCUAUCUAUAUUUUUUUCUUACUAAACGGGAAAUCGUGAUGAUUCUAUUUAAGAAAAUUUCGAAGCGUAACGAAACAUAUUUUAUGCAUGCAUACACGUACUUAUCAGUAAAAUUUUAAGUACCAAAGAUUUAUGUAGUUUCAAGUAACUAUGAUUUAUACUAUAACGUGGUACGUACAUUUAGAAGCUUUAUGUUAGAGAAUAAUUUAAGCGUAUAACGUUUCAAUAUGUUGUCAUAUUUUUUACUGAAACGCUUUAUUGUCUUGCAAGAUAUACAUAUUUCCAUCGAAAUUCAAUUACUCGGUUCACAAUGUGUGAAAAGUGAAUGGCUUGUUCGUUUUACAAGGCUGAUAAUGAAUACAACAUACACGAGUGUAGUUUAUAUACAUACAGAAACCUGUGCUAGUUGAUCUAGAUUUAUUUUGUACUUAUAAGGUAAAGUUAUGACAAUAAAUAUUUUAUCUAUUUAUUAUA